AUCAACUGCAAGCCCUUGAAAUUCAAAGUAGGCAAGACGACCAAAUCUUACAAAAAAGAAAGCGGGCAGUGGAUAGAUGCUUGGAGACCAAGUAAUUUUAUUCUCUUAAACGACGGGUUAUGGAGUCGUGUCAUAGUAUUGUCAGGAGUUAUUAUAUCUAUCGAUUUGUAACCCCAAAUUGCCCUAUAAAUUUGAACAAAUUUGCGAGCGUACCACUGUCUGGCUCUUCGUGCGCCGCCUUAUCCUUAACAAGGAGUAGAAGGAGAAGCAGAAGAAGGGAGUUGCCGCCGUCAAUGGAGACGCCACCGGAUGGGUAUAGAAGAAAUGUGGGGAUUUGUCUCGUUAAUUCCUCUAAAAAGAUAUUUACUGCUUUGAGGAUAAACAUCUCGGACACGUGGCAGAUGCCUCAGGGUGGUGCUGGUGAGGGUGAAGACCUAUUGACUGCAGCCAUGAGGGAAUUGAGGGAAGAAACCGGUGUUACUUCAGCUGAAUUUGUGGCAGAGGCACCCUACUGGCUUACUUAUGAUUUUCCCCCGCAAACCAGAGAGAGACUCAGUCGUAGAUGGGGUACCAAUUACAAAGGUCAAACACAGAAGUGGUUUCUUUUCAAGUUCACUGGGAAGGAGGAUGAGAUAAAUCUUUUGGGUGAUGGAAGUGAAACUCCAGAAUUUAAGGACUGGGCAUGGUUGUUGCCGGAAAGAGUAUUGGAGCUUGCUGUGGAUUUCAAGAAGCCAGUCUAUGAACAAGUUAUGAAGGUAUUUGGUCCAUAUCUUCAGGCAGAUGCGGAUGAAGAUAGUGCAGCACAAAAUGAAACCGAGGCCGAAGUCCGUGAUUCUGCCAAGUAGCGGGAUGGAGAAGAGAAAGGAAGAAGAGUUUUGAAGAAGGAACUAAUUUUGGAUCGCAUUAAUCGAUGGGUUUGUGUUCCUCCUCCUCCUUUUCUGUCUGAGUUUUCUUUUUCUUUUUUGGUAGCAUUAGCUGUUAUUUUAUUUUGAGUGAUGAGUUUCCCUCCUCUUUUUUUCUUGAAAAGAUUGACCUGUUUAUAACCUAGAAUUUAUAAAUUUGUAACGCUAUACGUUCUUAAUCUGUAAAAAAAAUCAAUAAAAAUCAGAUUAUUUAUAAAA
Populus trichocarpa (black cottonwood) is the source of this 1121-nucleotide messenger RNA. RefSeq names its product nudix hydrolase 26, chloroplastic. Bases 120 to 845 code for a protein of 241 amino acids. Gene Ontology annotation, molecular function: bis(5'-adenosyl)-pentaphosphatase activity; guanosine-3',5'-bis(diphosphate) 3'-diphosphatase activity. The transcript is spliced from 7 exons. Gene Ontology annotation, biological process: ribose phosphate metabolic process; nucleoside phosphate metabolic process. The record is from RefSeq and is a predicted model, not a curated record. Lineage: Eukaryota; Viridiplantae; Streptophyta; Magnoliopsida; Malpighiales; Salicaceae. Gene Ontology annotation, cellular component: chloroplast.